CUCCCACAUGGGACUUAAGACCCCACUCCACCAUUCAUUUUUGCCUUCCCCUAGCCUUAGCCUUAGCCUUAGAUUGGUGUAUAUAUAGUUUUAUUCCUGACCUUUCCUCAGCUCAUCAUGAUCUUUCACAACUUUGUCUAGCUAGCUAGCAAGCUCUCUCCAUAUAUAUUCCUUUAAAUUUAUAAUCAUUAAAUUGUUAUAAGUUGUUUCUUCAGCUACUACUAUAUAUUUGUGACAAUAUCCAGUUCAAGUUAGUCAGCAUGGGGGAUUCAUCUGCUUCUUACAUACAUAUGGUGCAGCACCUGAUAGAGAAGUGCUUGAUAUUUCAGAUGACCAAAGAAGAGUGCAUGGAAGCUCUCUCUAAGCAUGCAAACAUAGAGCCCAUCAUAACUGCAACUGUGUGGAAAGAGUUAGAGAAAGAGAAUGCGGAAUUCUUUAUGGCAUAUGCUCAGUCACAAACCAAACAAGACCGAAUGUCGCAAGCCCAAACGAGUGAAAUGAUUCAGAGAAUGAUUGCUAAUCAUAAUUCCGACUUCAACGAUCCAUCCAAGGGAUCGGGCAGUUAAUUACUUAAUCACCACAUCUUAAUAAUAUAAUAACAAUUCGAUAUAAUAAUCACCCAUUUUAAUUUCCAAUAAUGGAUUUUCUUAUGGAUUUGAAUCAUAUGUAGGAGUACGUUCUUUUGGUUUUAAUUUCCUGAUGAUUUGUUUUGUUUUUUGUUGUAUAGCUUCACUAGAAGAAUAAAACUGGAGAAAUUCUUGUGGGAAAAAUUGGAAUUUCGAAAGUUUGUAGUAGUUCUUAAUUAAUAUUUCUGCCA
Messenger RNA from Cuscuta europaea, 817 nucleotides. The record is from the annotation of a GenBank genome assembly. Lineage: Eukaryota; Viridiplantae; Streptophyta; Magnoliopsida; Solanales; Convolvulaceae.